Gracilinanus agilis (Agile Gracile Mouse Opossum) is the source of this 438-nucleotide messenger RNA. It is a transcript of the gene GAST, whose product is annotated as gastrin. The transcript has 2 exons. The record is from RefSeq and is a predicted model, not a curated record. NCBI's taxonomy places the organism in Eukaryota, Metazoa, Chordata, Mammalia, Didelphimorphia, Didelphidae. Gene Ontology annotation, cellular component: extracellular region. The coding region runs from base 59 to 370 and encodes 103 amino acids. Gene Ontology annotation, molecular function: hormone activity.
GCUCUCCAAUGGGCACGUCUUUCCUCUUACGACAAAUUAUAUACCCUUUGCAGACAGGAUGCCGAAGCUGUUGGGAUACAUGCUGAUCUCCGCUCUGGUUCUGGCCACCUUCUCUGAUGCCUCACCAAAGCCCAAAGCCCUGUUCCAGGACACUCCUCCAGGCUCUGAAGCCAGCAGGAGCCAGGGCCUGAGAUGGCCGGCUUCCCUGGGUUCCCCUUCCCACCACCGAAGACAACUCGGCCCUCAGGACCUUCCUUACCUCACAGCAGAUCUGUCCAAGAAGCAAGGGCCAUGGCUGGAAGAGGAUGAGGCAUAUGGCUGGAUGGAUUUUGGGCGCCGCAGUGCCGAGGAAAGGGCCCAGCUCUCCUAGAAUUCACCACUCCUGUCCUACCCCUACCUGCCUUCCAUCCUACCAUCUAUUCCAUGGCCAACUCAGAA